AUGACUCACAACGAAAGCAGAAUGGUUGUGACAGAAUUUAUACUUGUUGGAUUUCCUUACCUUCAUCAUCACCAGACAGUAUUAUUUGCUAUGUUCUCGAUCAUCUAUCUGUUAAUCCUUCUAGGAAAUGGUUUCAUCCUCUUUGCUGUACUGGUCAGCUCAAAACUCCAUAAACCAAUGCACUUUUUUAUUUGUAAUCUGGCUAGUUUAGAUAUAUUGGUGGCUUGUACAAUUCUUCCAAAAAUGUUAGUAUUAUUCUUAAUCAAUGCUAGUAGUAUUUCUUUCACAGCAUGCUUUGCCCAGUUAUACAUCCUACAUUCUCUUGGAGUCUCAGAGGGUUUCCUUCUAGCAGUCAUGGCAUAUGACCGCUAUGUUGCAAUUUGUAAUCCCUUGCGCUAUACAGCCAUCAUGACAAAUCGGCUUAAUAUCCAGUUGAUGUCUGGCUGUUGGAUGUUGGGAAUGACUGUUGUAGGAAUCUGUGUCUUCCCAUCAGCCAGUUUUCCUUACUGUGGUUCAAAUAUAGUCAAUCAUUGCUUUUGUGAUCUCUUGUUCAUAGUUAAACUCGCAUGCACAGAUAUUUCUCUCAUCACCAGCUUAGUCUUUUCUUUUGUACUUAUUUUUGUACUGAUACCUUUUGGUAUGGUGUUUUUUUCAUAUGUUAAGAUCAUUUGCUGUGUGUUAAAGACUGGCUCAGCUGAAGGCCGCCAGAAAGCAUUUUCUACGUGCAGUUCACACUUAAUGGUAGUUGUCACAUAUUUUACAUCUCUUAUUAUUACAUAUGUGUUAUGUACAAUUGAUAAUUCUUCUGAUGAAAUGCAUGCCUUGGGCACUAUUUUCUUUUCCAUUGUAACUCCUACACUAAAUCCUGUAAUAUAUGCGCUUAGAAACAAAGAAGUAAAGGAUGCUGCAACAAAGUUUGUGAAAUCAAAGGCAACUUGUCACAGUACUGGAUUUUUUAUGUAUAUAUUUAGGUAA
Messenger RNA from Protopterus annectens (West African lungfish), 975 nucleotides. Its product is annotated as olfactory receptor 2AT4-like. NCBI's taxonomy places the organism in Eukaryota, Metazoa, Chordata, Ceratodontiformes, Protopteridae. The coding region runs from base 1 to 975 and encodes 324 amino acids. The transcript has a single exon. Gene Ontology annotation, biological process: G protein-coupled receptor signaling pathway. Gene Ontology annotation, cellular component: membrane. Gene Ontology annotation, molecular function: olfactory receptor activity; G protein-coupled receptor activity. The record is from RefSeq and is a predicted model, not a curated record.